AUGUGCUUUUGGGAGGUGGUUGGCCAGUGGUGCUUGGAACUAGCCGGAACUGCCCUAAAUAGCUUCUGUCCGGUCGAGACGCUACUGCUGACAAAGUUUGGUGGAAAGAGGAGGUCAAGAAGGUGGCGAACUGGUGGAGGAUUGAUUUAUGCUUCUUGGGGCCGGUUCUUGGGAUUCUGCCGCCGGUUCCGGACUCUUGGGGUCAAGGUCUUUGAGAAAGGCCAGGCGCGACCUAUUUUCCCACGCAAAUUGCCUCACAUUCUUGUUACUGAUGUGGCUGGAGAGGUUGUAGAAGUUGGAGAAGGAGUCAAGAACUUCAAAGUGGGUGACAAAGUUGUGGCGAUGCUCAGCUAUGGUAAUGGAGGUGGACUCGGUGAGUUUGCUGCAGCUAAUGCCGAAAUGGUAGUUGCUAGGCCUUCCGAAGUUUCAGCGGCAGAAGGUGCAGGCUUACCCGUUGCUGCUCUCUCUGCUCACUGGGCUCUCACCAAAGAUGCAGAGAUUAAGCUUGAUGGAACAGGCAAGCAGAAGAACAUACUCAUUACCGGUGCCUCUGGUAACGUCGGUCUCUAUGCAAUCCAACUAGCAAAGCUCGAAAACGCUCAUGUCAUCGCCACUUGUGGAGCUCGUAACAUUGAACUAGUCAGGAGCUUAGGGGUAAAUGAGGUUCUUGACUACAAGACCCCUGAAGGGGAAGCUGUCAAGAGCCCAUCUGGUCGGAAAUAUGAUUUCGUGAUCCAUUCUGCAUCACAAGCCAUUCCUUGGUCAGUUUUUGAGCCGAAUUUGAGCACAAAUGGCAAAGUUAUAGACCUUACUCUUGGCCCGAGCUCAUUGUUUACUUUUGUUCUUAAGAAACUCACCUUCUCCAAGAAGACACUGGUGCCAUUGAUCAUAAGUCUUAAGGGUGAGAACCUGGAUUGUCUUGUUAAGUUGGUGAAGGAAGGAAAGCUCAAGACAGUGAUCGACUCAAGUUUUCCUUUAAGCAAGGCUGAAGAUGCUUGGGCUAAGAGACUUGAUGGCAAUAAUACUGGGAAGAUCAUUGUGGAGCAUUAA
This is a messenger RNA of Rosa rugosa (rugosa rose), 1050 nucleotides long. Its product is annotated as chloroplast envelope quinone oxidoreductase homolog. Gene Ontology annotation, molecular function: oxidoreductase activity. The record is from RefSeq and is a predicted model, not a curated record. NCBI's taxonomy places the organism in Eukaryota, Viridiplantae, Streptophyta, Magnoliopsida, Rosales, Rosaceae. The transcript is spliced from 5 exons. The coding region runs from base 1 to 1050 and encodes 349 amino acids.